Molecule: messenger RNA, 2158 nt
Organism: Anoplopoma fimbria (sablefish)
Lineage: Eukaryota; Metazoa; Chordata; Actinopteri; Perciformes; Anoplopomatidae
Gene: snx21
Product: sorting nexin family member 21
Exons: 6
Coding region: 82-1389 (435 amino acids)
Biological process (GO): protein transport
Cellular component (GO): early endosome membrane
Molecular function (GO): phosphatidylinositol phosphate binding
Source: RefSeq, a predicted model, not a curated record
UUCCUCCUCUUCCUCCUCCUCCUCCAGCAGCCGGCGGACAGCUUCAGGAGCCCCCCCACCCUGCAGUGGCCCAGCAGCAUCAUGGCGUCCCGGCUGCUCGACCGUUUGAAGCGCUCGUUGUUUAAAGAUGGUCAGGGGGCGGGACCCGAGCAGGAAGCCGCAGGUGGACAGGAAGAGGAGGUGUUUAAAGAGAACCGCUGGGAGGCAGAGCUAGAGGAGGAGGAGGAGUGUGUGACAGACCGACUCGGGGGGACGCUAUGCUUCGACGGCGGAGGAGGAGGAGGUGAAGGAGUCGAGGACGGAGGCGAAGGCGAUGGGUCGGGGCUGGACAGUGACUCCGACUUCCUGGGAGAGUCGAUGGAGGAGGGGCUGAGCAGCACAGACACCAGUCCUGUGGACGUGUCCCCGGUGGGCCCCUCCCCGUCCCUCCUGCUGACCCGGCAGCUUCAGGAGAGCUGGAGGACGCUGCGUGGACUUGGUGGAGGAAGUCUCACCUCGACCGGGAGAAAGAUGACGGAUGACUUGCUGUUCGAGGUGACGGACGCCAGCGUGGUCCAGGACGCCUCCUCUAAAUACGUGCUGUACACCAUCCACGUGAUCCAGUCCGGCGGCAGCGACAAGACUCCGGCCAUCAUCACCCGCCGAUACUCCGACUUCCAGCGGCUCCACGCCACGCUGCGUCGUAACCAUGGAGACCAGAUGGAGCGCGUCUGCUUCCCGCGAAAGAAGCUGCGCAGGAACUUCACGGCGGAGACGAUCGCCAAGCGGAGCCGAGCGUUCGAGCAGUACCUGUCUCACCUGUGUUCCCUGUCGGCCCUGCGGGGGGCGCUGUGUGUCCGGCAGUUCUUCUGCCUGAGCGACCUGCAGACCGGACAGCUGCUCAUCAGGGUGGGACGUUACCAGGAGGCCUUGGGUCCGCUGCUCAACGCCAAGAGACUACAACACAAACUGGGCUGGAUGAGUUACUAUGACAAUCAGACUCAGGCUCCGCCCCCGACCUCCUCCCAUUGGUUCUUCACCUUGGUAGGUCUGUCGAGCUGUUUCCAGGAAGUGGACCAGCUGGAGGAGGCCCGUGAUCACUGUGACGACGCCCUCCGUGUCCUGACCCCUGACGGCGAGGACAGGCCCCUCCCACUCCAAGAUAAGCCCCACCCACUGACUGAAAAGCAGGAAGCAUUGCCGCAGCACGUCGAGAGGCCACACCCCCUCCUGUUGCCAUUGCUACGGGCGGUGGUUCGGCUGUCGUGGCAGACGGGAAGGGACAAGCGACAGUGGGAGGAGCUUCUGCAGCAGCUGGAGGAGCAGGGGGCGGGGCUAGUGGACAACCUGCCAACCAUCAAAGAGUUCCUGGUCAAACACGAACUGCAGGAGAGCGAGGGGGAGGGAUAGAACACACACACACACACACACUGCAGAGUACAAUCACUACGCUACAACAUGAGUGCUGUGGCCACUGUGAAAUAAUAUGAGAUUUAGACAAUAAAGUUGAAAUAUUUGGGGGAAAAAAGAUGAAAUUUUAGGUCAUCAGAAAAUAAUAUAUAUGGGUUUUUUUGCUACGUUAUGAUAAACAAGUAUGGAAGCCCUGAGAGGAGGUGAUUCAUUUUCUAAAUCUGACCUAAAAUGUUUUUGUCUUUGUUUUGACCAGGUUUUUUCAGAUGAUUUUUGUUUUUCUCAUUUUUCUAAGCGUUUGUUGUUGUAAUACUGUUUUUGGCCACAAGAGGCUGCUGUGCACCACUACUUAAUGAUCUUAAGGGAAGAAAACAUGAACGCUAAUAGUUCAAUUUAGAACAUGAGGUAGAGGUGCACUUCAGCCUCUUGUGGCCAAAAUGUGUAUUACAAUAACAACAAAAAUUCAUCCAAAACUUUGUUUUUUCUGUCCACAGGUCAUUAACACUUUUGUUUUUAAAAAUGUUUUCCAUUAUUAUAAACUCUUACAUUAAACAGAGAUUUUUUUUCACUUGCCUCUCAGGUCUUCCGUAAAUAAGUCAAAAUUGUGAGCAAAAAGUUAUACUAUGACAAGAAAAAGUUAGAUCUAUUAAGUAAUAUUUAAAUGAAGUCUCAUUAUUUUGUAAAAAUGAUUUCUAUGUUAUUAGAAAGAAGUCAUCAUUUUGAGAAAAGUCAUAAAAUAACCAGGAAGGGCAUAAAAUUAAGCUUUUGA